This is a messenger RNA of Miscanthus lutarioriparius, 744 nucleotides long. NCBI's taxonomy places the organism in Eukaryota, Viridiplantae, Streptophyta, Magnoliopsida, Poales, Poaceae. The record is from the annotation of a GenBank genome assembly.
AUGGCUGCGAGCAAAAUUGAUUUUGCGCAAAGCAAUGCUGUAAAGUGUGAUGUUUCUGACCGGAGUUGGGUGUUCGACGAGAGCUAUCCGCUCUAUGCGAGCAACGCGUGCCCAUUUAUAGAUGAAGAAUUCAGCUGUGAAGCUAAUGGGAGAAUGGACCAAAGCUGUAUGAAGCUUAGGUGGCAGCCUAAGCAUUGCAGCAUUCCAAGGUUUGAUGCUAGGAAAUUGCUUGAGAUGCUGCGAGGAAAGCGACUAGUGUUUGUCGGAGAUUCCAUUAACAGGAACCAAUGGGAAUCCAUGAUGUGCUUGCUGAGUACGGAAAUCUCAGAUCCUGCAAGGAUUCAUGAAACUCGUGGCCGCAAGAUUAAGAAAGAGAAAGGAUAUUACAUCUUCGAGUUCUUGCAUUUGGUUGUAAGAUUUACCACUGAUUUCAGCGGAGGAGAGUGGAAUUCAGGGGGACACUGCAGAGAGAGCACACUAGGCCCUAAUGACAGUCGUGUAUGGCCAAUGCCCGAGAUAAACGUGAUGCUUGAACAAGUCUCAAAGCAAAUGAAGAAUCCUGUGACAAUUCUGAACAUUACUGAUCUAUCCAGGCUAAGAAUGGAUGGUCACCCAUCUGUUUAUCGACGGAAGGGAGUAGAUUUAACAGCAUCGAGUGGCCAGGACUGCAGCCAUUGGUGCCUUCCUGCAGUCCCAGACACAUGGAAUGAGCUGCUGUUCUACCAUCUAGUGUCCUCACGAUAA